AUGACCUAUUACCGCGCGCGCGGGCACCCCCUCGAUUCCCUCGUCGAUCUCUCGCACCUCUCCUCCGUGCCCUCGCCCGCACACCCCUCCGCUCCCGCGCACAACUCCCAUCCGCUCGCGCAGCGGUUCUCCGCGCCCACCUCCCCUUCCGGCUCCUCCGUUCACUCCGCCUUCGGCCCCUCCUCCGCUUCUGUCAUUCUCCCCCCUUCUUCCGCCUCCGCAAUCCUUCCGCCCCCUUCCCGCGGAGCCUCCGCCAACUACCGCUCCGCGCUUUCCAAGCCUGGCGCGAUGGGCCCAGGCGGAGGGGGAGCAGGCGCGGGUGGCGUGGGGGAAUGGGUAGCGGAAGUACACGCGCAGCGGAGAGGGAAUGAUGGGGGAGUGACGGGCGAAGGGGCUGGGCGAGGGGAAAGGCAGGGAAGCUCCGCGGAUCGGGGGGGAACGACGCGAGGGGCACCUGCUGUUUCUGCUGCUUCUCUCCGCCCGCCCUCGUCCUCCUCCUCCGCCGCCUCGCCCCUUCAUGCCCAAACCUCAUCCCUCGCCUCCCCUUCCCCUGCCACCCCCGCCCCAACACCCCCUGCCCCCUCCACAAUCUCUGCUGCUCACGCACCAGCAGCAGUGCCAGCAGCAGCAGCAGCAGCAGCAGCAGCAGCAGCAGCAGCAGCAGCAGCAACUGCCGCCACUGCUCCACCUGCCCACACCCACCAGUCCUUCUCGCUCUCCUCCUCCCCCUCUAAUCCCACAGCCCUCCACCCAUCACCCACCCCAUACCCCCUCUCCCCGCGCUCUCACUUCGUCCCGCUCUCCUCCCCUUCUCGCCCGCGCCCUGCCCUGCCCCUCUCCCCCUCCCCCACAUACGACCUCCCUAUCGCGCAUCACAGCUCCUCCCCCUCCGCCAGUGCUUCCCCCUACCCCCCUGCGCGCAGCCCCUUCUCUCCCCCAUCCACAGAGCUCCAGGCAGUUGCAGCAGCAAGAGGGGCGGGCAGGGCGGGCAGGGAGGGGGGCAUGGCGCGGGGAGGGGGGGAGCUGUGGCGAGAGCGGGUCCUGGCAGCAGCGGGGGCAGCAGGGGGGGCCGCGCCCUCCGCUGCCCCCCCACCAGCAGCACAAGCGGUGGGGGGAGCAGGUGGGGCGGGGGAGCUGGCGAUGGGGGGACAGAGGGCCGAUGCGGGGGGACUGCUGGGGGGAGUGAUGGCGCAGAGGCGAGCAGUGGGAGGAGGGGGGAGAGGGGGGGCAGGAGGGGUAGGUGCCAUGGGGGCAUGGUACAGGGUUGGGGGGGCAGGGGGGGCGGGUGGGGAACAGUAUGGGGAUGGGUACGGGGAGGCGCAUAAGAGGAGGCGGAGGGGGGUGGUGGGGUUGGCGGUAGGAGCAGCAGAGCAGGUGUGGCGGUGGUGGCAGGAGGCAGAGUGGGUGCGGGACUUGGUGAGAGACGGCAGGGACGGCAGGGAGGAGAGAGAGGGGAGAGAGGCGAGGGAGGGGAGGGAGGAGAGAGAGGGGAGGGAGGGGAGGGAGGGGAGGGAGGGGAGGGAGGGGAGGGGAGCACGGAGGAGGCAGGUGGCGAUGGUGGGGUUGGGUGCGGCCGAAAGUGACCCCUCGGCCCGGGCAGUGUCAGGCAACACAGCAGCGCUGCAGGGCGACCUGCUGCUGCACGCCCAGGCGGAUCUGGCGCGCCUGGAGGGCGCGGAGGAGGGGCAGUCGUGCUGGGCGCUGCACGAGCGCCCGCUGCUCCUACCCCCCUCGCCCCACUCGCCCUCCCCCGCUCUGCUCGCUGCUCUCCGCGCCUACGAGCACAUGCACGAGCUACCUGGUGUGGUACGAGCCGCAGACGCGCCCCAGUGUGGUUGUGAGCGGCAGCCGCAGACCCGUGCUGUUCCCUCUGCCCACAACUCCCUCCUGCCUCCCCGCCACGCCACUCUGCCCCCCCCCGGCAGCUACCUGGUGUGGUACGAGCCACAGACGCGCCCCAGUGUGGCGCAGCGCCUGCUGUCACUGCUCUCCGCCUUCCUCUACGCGCUGCUCACCCACCGCGCCCUGCUCGUUGACACGCACGGCGACCUCCCCAGGGACGUUGCAACCAUCUACUUUGAGGUGAGUGCCGUGCCCAUGCCCAUGCCCAUGCACGUGCACAUGCACAUGCACAUGCACAUGCACGUACACACGCACGCGCCCAUGCACACACCCACGCCCACGCCCACGCCCACGCACAUGCACGUAUUCAAGCACAUGUACGUAUUCAAGCACAUGUACGUAUUCAAGCACAUGUACGUAUUCAAGCACAUGUACGUAUUCAAGCACAUGUACGUAUUCAAGCACAUGUACGUAUUCAAGCACAUGUACGUAUUCAAGCACAUGUACGUAUUCAAGCACAUGUACGUAUUCAAGCACAUGUACGUAUUCAAGCACAUGUACGUAUUCAAGCACAUGUACGUAUUCAAGCACAUGUACGUAUUCAAGCACAUGUACGUAUUCAAGCACAUGUACGUAUUCAAGCACAUGUACGUAUUCAAGCACAUGUACGUAUUCAAGCACAUGUACGUAUUCAAGCACAUGUACGUAUUCAAGCACAUGUACGUAUUCAAGCACAUGUACGUAUUCAAGCACAUGUACGUAUUCAAGCACAUGUACGUAUUCAAGCACAUGUACGUAUUCAAGCACAUGUACGUAUUCAAGCACAUGUACGUAUUCAAGCACAUGUACGUAUUCAAGCACAUGUACGUAUUCAAGCACAUGUACGUAUUCAAGCACAUGUACGUAUUCAAGCACAUGUACGUAUUCAAGCACAUGUACGUAUUCAAGCACAUGUACGUAUUCAAGCACAUGUACGUAUUCAAGCACAUGUACGUAUUCAAGCACAUGUACGUAUUCAAGCACAUGUACGUAUUCAAGCACAUGUACGUAUUCAAGCACAUGUACGUAUUCAAGCACAUGUACGUAUUCAAGCACAUGUACGUAUUCAAGCACAUGUACGUAUUCAAGCACAUGUACGUAUUCAAGCACAUGUACGUAUUCAAGCACAUGUACGUAUUCAAGCACAUGUACGUAUUCAAGCACAUGUACGUAUUCAAGCACAUGUACGUGCUGCUCCGCCUGUGA
Messenger RNA from Closterium sp. Yama58-4, 3087 nucleotides. The record is from the annotation of a GenBank genome assembly. Lineage: Eukaryota; Viridiplantae; Streptophyta; Zygnematophyceae; Desmidiales; Closteriaceae.